Messenger RNA from Boeremia exigua, 1350 nucleotides. RefSeq lists its product as uncharacterized. NCBI's taxonomy places the organism in Eukaryota, Fungi, Ascomycota, Dothideomycetes, Pleosporales, Didymellaceae. The coding region runs from base 1 to 1350 and encodes 449 amino acids. The record is from RefSeq and is a predicted model, not a curated record. The transcript has 2 exons.
AUGGCAAGCCCCUUAAAGCGCAAAGCAGACCAACCAGCAGCUUCUACCGCAGCCAAAAAGCAGAAAGUAGUAGUACCGGAGUAUCAUACAGCACCUCAACGGCGCGAUGAUACUGGUGAGAUAGUGUGGCCAGCCCGGCAAGAGCAAAUUGAACGAGCGCGAGAGAUCAUCAGAGAAUGUGCUCAAGCACAGAAACCAAUAGUCAUAUUGCCUGACAAGGAUGCAGAUGGUUUGUCGUCCGGAGCGAUUUUGCAUCACACGCUCACUUCACUCGGACUUCGGCCUGAUCUAAUAUCUGUAUACUUUCCGCCCAAAGGAUCGAACGUGCAUGAUGAUACCACUAAUCAGGCGCUCACCGAGAUAGCCCCAUCGUACGUUUUUGUGCUAGACCAAGGAAGUAGAAAAGGUGCUGCACUGCUGGACUUGCCUCACACGUGUCUGCUAGUCGAUCACCACUUUGCAGAAGAUGGGGGCUUUCCAGAAGGCGCCGAAUAUGUCACUGCACAUGACUGUCCGCCUGUUGCGACUACCUCACUCCUGAUCUACCACAUCUGCCUGCCCCUGCACCCUGAUCUUGACGACAAAAUCUCAUGGCUCGCAGCAAUGGGCACCCAUGGCGACCUGGGAACGACACUGAAAUGGGAGCCACCAUUCCCUGAUAUGACCGCAACAUUUAAGCAGCAUACUAAGAAAGCAAUCAACGACGCGGUUGGACAAGUCAACGCACCAAGACGAUCCGCUGCUUACAAUGUCAAAGAUGCAUGGGAUGUUGUCAUCAAUGCAUCAGGUCCAGACGUCAUCAGAAAAGCAGAGAAAUUGCAAGAGGCUUCGCUGGAAGUGCGUCGCGAGACUGAGCGCUGCACGCACACGGCGCCCAAGUUUUCUGCCGACGGUACCAUAUGCGUCCUCACGAUUUCGUCAGAGGCCCAGAUUCACCCCGUCAUUGCAACCCGGUGGGCUGGUCAUCUCAAGUCCAACAAACUCGAGAUUGUCAUGUGCGCCAACGAAGGGUAUUUAACCGAUAAGGUUAAUUUCUCAUGCCGCGUUGCGAGAGUUGCCCGAGGCCGCGGGGGUGACGAAAAAGUAGACAUUAUCAAGAGAUUGGAGGGCAUUGUCAAGGAUCACCCAGAGCUGAGGGAAAGACUUGGGCAAAGCUUUGCAAGAGGUCAUAAGGAGGCCAGCGGCGGGAUUGUUGGAAAGAAGGAGUGGGAGGAGCUGAAGGCCAUCAUUGGUCUGGACGACAGCAUGACGAAGAAGAAGAAACUGGAGAAAGAGAACGGUGUAGUGGGCACUCCGAAAAAACUGCCAGCGCAGAAGAACACUCUUGCGAAUUACUUUGCCAAAGCCUGA